Podospora pseudocomata is the source of this 2280-nucleotide messenger RNA. RefSeq lists its product as uncharacterized. Bases 1159 to 2070 code for a protein of 303 amino acids. The record is from RefSeq and is a predicted model, not a curated record. The transcript is spliced from 2 exons. NCBI's taxonomy places the organism in Eukaryota, Fungi, Ascomycota, Sordariomycetes, Sordariales, Podosporaceae.
UGGGGAGGGAUGGGAAGGGGAUGUGUGCAUUAUGUAUGUUUUUUUUGGUUUGUUUGUGUUUGCUGUGUGUCUGGCGUUGUUGUUGAAGUUUUUAUGAGACAGGGAGGAAAGCGUGGGAUGAUGAUGGGAUACCCCUUUUUUUUAUUCUUUUUAUUUUUUAUUUUUUUUACAUUUGAUAUUUGUAGGGCUGGCAGCACGAAGCGAGCGUUUGUUCAGCAUGGCAUUUGGGGUGGGAAAUUUGAGAGGGACAAAUGGGUGUAUUAAAUUACAGUGAGGGGGGGGGGGUUGAUGUAGUUUUGUGGCUUGUGGUAAUAUAGCUGAGAGUUGUUAUUGAAGUUGACUUGGUGAACCGACAGGCAUGGUGGAUGCUGCAGGUGGUUCGGGGCUACUAAGACCAUCCCUUUUGAGAAACAUUUUAGCGUGAAAGAAGGUGGUGGCUGUCGAGAGUCUCGCCAAUAUCCUCGGGCUUGUGAUGUUUCCGAGAUUCCCCUCCCAAUCCCCGGCCCGACACCAACGCUGAGCAACCUUCCCGAAGAUCCCCACUCCCUCCUUGCCAAGCCAUCGCACCAGCGCUAUUCCUAAUCAGAUCCGUCCGCGCAUUCGUUCAGCAACGAAGCCAGCAGCAGCUUUGUCUCAGCUGCUUCUGAAAACUAGUCUAUCGGAGAGACAGGAACGGGGUGAAUAAAGUCAUCAUCUUUUUUCUCUCCUCUGCGCAAGUUUCUAUCUUAUUAAUUAAUCUUCGAAAGUAAAUCGAAUCUACCCUCCGUAACAAGCGUUCAUUUAAUUUUAGUGGCAUCGGGCGGUCGUUGUUGCAACCUGGCCGCUUCUGCUUUGUUACUGCUGCUGCUGCUGCCCCUCAAUCCUAUCCUCGGACAGAUGAUUAUUACGGAUAUUCCGUCAUACUUUCUGCGAGCUUCACAACUUUUCCUUUUGCACAACGGGUACUUUUUGAGUUUUGCGCCGCCGCCGCCGGAGACAGGUGUUGCAUUUUGUUGGAGCUUGCGACAAGUGUUGGUGACUGAAACUUGCUUACUUACCGACGAGAUCCUAUUUAACCUACCUAUCACCUAUUGAUCAAACGGCGAUAUCAUUACCCUCCCAACAACACACGCGACACCACCUACUACCUAUCAACACCUCCUCUCACCAUCCUCAACCAUGCCGACCCCAGCAACCCCCAAAAUAAACUCCAAAUCCCCCACCAUCCGCCGCAUUUUAAAAGAAGCCCAAGAACUAACCAACCACCCCUCCCCCUUCUUCCUCGCCUCCCCCCUCGAAACCGACCUCUUCGAAUGGCACUUCACCCUGUUAGGCCCCCCCUCCUCCCCCUACGAGAACGGGCUCUACCACGGCCGUAUCAACCUCCCGCCUUCCUACCCCCUCCGCCCGCCUAGCUUCCGAUUCCUGACCCCCUCCGGCAGAUUCGAAGUAAACAGGGAAAUCUGCCUCAGCAUCAGCGGCCAUCACGAAGAGACGUGGCAGCCUGCUUGGGGGAUUAGGACAGCCUUGGUUGCGUUACGGUCGUUUAUGGAAACGGAUGUCAAGGGGCAAUUAGGGGGGUUGGAAGCGGGAAGCGAAGUGAGGAGACGGUUGGCGGGGGAGUCAAGGGGGUGGAUUUGUGGGGUGGGUUGUAGUAUUGGACAGGGGGGGAGGAGGAAUGAGGAGGUGAUGGGGGAGCAUGUGAAGAUGUGUCGGGAGAUGGGGGUCGUGGAGCAAGGAGAAAAGGUGCCCGAGGAGUUGAAGAUGGGGUGGAGGGAUGAGAUGGGGGAAAAGGGGAAGGAAAAGGAGACGGAGAGUGAUGGGGAAGAAACGGCGAGGUUGGCGGAGGGGUUUGUUCAGACUGUUGCUGCACCUGCACCCCUUGGGACGGUUGAUAACGAGAGACCUGCUGAACGGGUGCCGACGCCGCAUCCGGGGGUUGAUGUGCGGGGGGUGCAGCAGCGGUUGUUGGCUGAGGCGAGGAGAGGGGAUACAAGUCAGGACGAGGGGGUGCCGGUUUGGUUGGAUAGGUUGAUUAUUGCUGUGGCUGUGUUGUUGAUUGCGGCCGUGGCGAGGGUAAUGCUUGGUUGAGGAUGGGGAGGGGGAACUGCAUUUUUGGGAACUGGCGUUGAAUUAACUGCUUUGAUGGGGUAGGGGUGGGGGGUGGGAUAAUAAAGGGAACGGAGUUGUUGGAAUUGAUACAGAUAUUUUGUAAUUACAAUAGCAUCGCGGUGAGAUCUGGCCGGUGGAAUAUGGAACAGACAGGACAUGGAACUGGGAAUUUGGUUGCUGAUAUGUCCA